AUGUAUCCCAGAGCUGGUCUGUUCGUCCGCCUGGUAUUCUUCGCUCGGGCGGUUUCUGCGUCGCUGGAUAUUGUACCAGGUGCAACAUGGACAGCCGCGGGGACCAACAAGCAUAUUCAAGCUCAUGGAACAGGGCUCAUCGAGGCUGCUGGAGUCUAUUAUAUCAUCGGCGAGAAUCACACUUCCGGCUCAAGCUUCCAAUCCAUCAAUUGCUAUUCGAGCACGAACCUCAUCGACUGGACUUUUGAGAACGAACUUCUGACCUUGCAGAGCUCCGGUGACCUGGGUCCAAGCCGCGUCGUGGAACGACCUAAGGUCAUCUACAAUGACAAGACCAGAAAGUAUGUCAUGUGGAUGCAUAUUGAUGAUUCGAGCUAUGCUGAAGCGCGCGCCGGUGUGGCCACGAGCUCCUCCGUGUGCGGAGAUUACACUUACCUGAACGCGUCGCGGCCCCUUGGAUUUCAGUCUCGCGAUCUGGGUCUCUUCAAGGAUACCGACGGCACAGGCUAUCUCCUCACCGAAGACAGAGCUAAUGGUUUGCGCAUUGACCGCUUAUCGUCCGAUUACUUGACAGUUGAAAGCAAUGUUCAUCUGUUUACCGCCGACUACGAAGCGCCCGCAGUGUAUAAGAGUGGAAGUACAUAUUUCAUGUUUGCCAGUGCAAAUGACAAUAAAUACUCCACUGCUACCAACCUCGCGGGUCCUUGGUCGGAUUGGGCCAACUUUGCGCCCGCGGGCUCACAUACCUACAGUUCUCAAACAAGCUUCGUCGCUGACGUGAACGGCCUGGUGAUGUAUAUGGGCGACCGUUGGGUUUCCUCUGAUCUCGCCUCGUCGACAUACAUCUGGCUACCCCUAACCAUCUCCGGAACGACUGCCUCAAUCAGCUCCGAUGCCGUCUGGACCCCCUCUUUCACAUCCGGGACAUGGACCACCGUGUCGAGCACCACCACCCUGGGCGCGAAAUCCGAUGGCACGCUCGGGGGAUCUGCCAAAUCAAUCUCUUGCUCUGGCUGCAGCUCCGAGAUCAUCGGCUGGCUCGGCGGAACAGACAAUGGCACGCUGACAUUUGAUUCGGUUAAGUUCACCGCCACGGGAGAAAGUACCGUGCAGAUUUCAUACGGCAAUGGCGAUAGCACGCAGCGCUACUGCUCGGUAACGGUCAAUGGCGAGACGCAUGUCGUCGCGUUCUUGCCCUCUGGGGGGCCGCAGACGCUGCGGACAAGUGUGCUCAACGUGGACGUGAAGCAGGGAACCUCGAAUAUUAUCAGCUUCUCAGCGUAUAAUGGGGGAUACUGUACGAACACCCCCUAUGUCGCAGACUUGACUUGCUAG
Aspergillus homomorphus CBS 101889 is the source of this 1335-nucleotide messenger RNA. RefSeq names its product glycosyl hydrolase family 43 protein. Gene Ontology annotation, molecular function: hydrolase activity, hydrolyzing O-glycosyl compounds. The record is from RefSeq and is a predicted model, not a curated record. The transcript has 10 exons. Gene Ontology annotation, biological process: carbohydrate metabolic process. Bases 1 to 1335 code for a protein of 444 amino acids. Lineage: Eukaryota; Fungi; Ascomycota; Eurotiomycetes; Eurotiales; Aspergillaceae.